This is a messenger RNA of Abrus precatorius (Indian licorice), 1481 nucleotides long. Its product is annotated as chaperone protein dnaJ C76, chloroplastic. The transcript is spliced from 9 exons. NCBI's taxonomy places the organism in Eukaryota, Viridiplantae, Streptophyta, Magnoliopsida, Fabales, Fabaceae. The coding region runs from base 212 to 1231 and encodes 339 amino acids. The record is from RefSeq and is a predicted model, not a curated record.
AUCGACGUCAUUGGUUGUAACAUUGCCACGUCAUCGACACCCCCUUGAUACGUUCUGACCCAAAAUUUCUUCCUCCUCAAAAAUUUCAUUCACACCAUUUUCGUUUCACAAGAUUAUCAACAAUUCUUUUCUUUUUUAUUUUAUUUUUUAUGUCAUUUCACUUCUCAUUUCAACACUUGAACUUAACCAAAGAAGCUUUUUUUUCAUUGAAAUGGCACAGUUACUGUCUUCAGUGUACAUAGAACCUCUCAAAGUUCACAACCCAUCAUUGAAUUUGUGUUCCUCAUGCUCAUGGAGGAUGCUGCCAAAGACUGCAACAACUCCUUUGAACUUUGUCGCACAUAAUGGCAAACGAAGAGGGUGUGGCAGGGUGAGAGUUGCUACUAAUGACUCAUUUUCAACGACCGAGACCGUUGCUGAUGAUUACUAUGCAGUUUUGGGCCUGCUUCCAGAUGCCACACCAGCGCAGAUCAAGAAGGCCUACUACAAUUGCAUGAAAGCUUGCCACCCUGACUUCAGUGGCAAUGACCCUGAGACAACCAAUUUCUGCACAUUCGUCAAUGAAAUCUAUGAGGUGCUUAGUGAUCCCAUUCAGCGCAUGGUUUAUGAUGAAAUUCAUGGAUAUUCUUUGACUUCAAUCAACCCUUUCCUGGAUGAGUCUAGCCCAAAGGAUCAUGUCUUUGUUGAUGAAUUCAGUUGCAUAGGCUGCAAAAAUUGUGCCAAUGUAGCCUGUGAUGUGUUUGCAAUAGAGGAAGAAUUUGGAAGAGCCAGAGUGUACAGCCAAUGCGGGAAGCCUGAACUAGUUCAACAGGCCAUUGAUAGUUGCCCUGUUGACUGCAUUCAUUGGACAUCAGCCGCACAACUAUCAUUACUUGAAGAUGAAAUGCGCCGCGUCGAAAGAGUCAAUGUUGCUAUAAUGCUUUCGGGAAUGGGAUCAGCAUCAACUGAUGUUUUCAAAAUGGCAAGUUCCCGUUGGGAAAAGAGGCAGGCAAAAGUCUUGGAACAAGCAAAAUUGAGAACGAUGAAGAAGAAAGGUUCUGGUAAAGCAGAUAUGUUCUGGAACAAUCUUUGGGGAAAACCAAAAGACUUCCAAAGUUCAGAGGAGGAAGUCAAAGAAAGAGCGCAAAGAGCUGCUGCUGCUGCUAGAAGAUGGAGAGAAUACUCAAGAAGGGGUGUUGAUAAGCCCCCCACAUUUAAACUUCCAGAGGUGGCUUCCAACAAGGACAAGUGACAAGUUAUAUUACCUAUAGUCCUAUACCUUCUAUAGCUAUAAGAUCCACUCCCAUGUAAUUAAUCCAUCCAUAGCAUGUCAUUCAGUCUCAUAAGUCUAAUUCUUAUUAACAAUCCAUAAUUGUAUAUGCUGAAAUACUAAUGAGGUAAAAUAACAAUGAUUUAUAGUAUUUACAGAAAUAAAUAAAAAAAAGCUAGUUCAAUGAGGGUUUACUAUUUUCUUUUCUUGUUUUUGCACAAGUCUACAUUCC